CCUCAUUCUCCUCACCCUCCUCCUCACCCUCCUCACUCUCCUCACCCUCCUCCUCACCCUCCUCCUCACCCUCAUUCUCCUCAUCGUUUCCUCGCCGUGGGGCCGCGAAGAUGAAGCGCGAUGGCAGACGAAGUUGACGCGAGGGAGCAAGACUUCCACAACCGCGUCAGAGAGAGCAUCAUCUGCUUCCUGCUCUUCACCACGCUCUACAUUGUCUCCUACAUCACCAUCACGAGAUACAAGAAGAAGGCGGACUUCAUAUCAGAUGAUGACGAAGAUGCCAUGGUUAACAGAAUAUCGCUGUGGCUCUGCACGUUUACGCUCGCCAUGUCGCUGGGCGCAGUGCUGCUGCUGCCCUUCUCCAUCGUCAGCAACGAGAUCCUGCUCUCCUUCCCGCAGAGCUACUACAUGCAGUGGCUCAACGGCUCGCUCAUCCACGGGCUGUGGAAUCUGAUCUUCCUCUUCUCCAACCUCUCGCUGGUCUUCCUCAUGCCCUUCGCUUACUUCUUCACGGAGUCCGAGGGGUUUGCCGGCUCACGGAAGGGCAUUGCGGCGAGGCUGUACGAGACGCUGGUGGUGCUUUUCCUGCUGUCGCUGCUUGUGGCUGGGAUGGUGUGGGUGGCCUCGGCGCUCAUCGACGACGACGCUGCCAGCAAGGAGUCGCUCUACGAUUUCUGGGAAUUUUACCUGCCGUACCUCUACUCGUGCAUCUCGCUCUUCGGCGUGCUGCUGCUCCUGUUGUGCACCCCUCUGGGCCUGUCGUGUAUGUUCAGCGUCACUGGUCAGCUCCUGGUGAAGCCGCGGUUGCUGGAGGAUCUAGACGAGCAGAUCGACUGCCAGAGGUUUGAGGAAGACACCAUCAAGAGGCGUCUAAAUGGCACCGCGUGCCAGUGGGUCAAGGUGGACCAGCAGGAGCUGGCUCAGACUCUCAGCGUCAUCACAAUGGAGCGCACAAAGCUCGAGACACGGCGGCGAGCAUCUCCUUGGCAGAGAAACCUGGGGUACCCGCUGGUCAUGCUGCUGCUGCUGACGCUGACGGGGGUCUCAGUGCUGAUCGUCUCCAUCCACAUCCUGGAGCUGCUCUUCGACGAGACGGCCAUGCCGAAAGGAGCACAGGAGCCUGGCCUGGGCAAGGCGUCGCUGUCAGCCCUUGGAUCUGUCGGAGCCGCUAUUGAGGUCGUCCUCAUCUUCUACCUGAUGCUGAGCUCAGUGUUGGGAUUCUACAGCCUGCCCACAUUCAUGCCGCUCACUCCCAAGAGCCAGGACACUCCCAUGACCAAGAUUAUUGGGAACUGCGUUUCUCUGCUCAUUCUCAGCUCUGCACUGCCCGUGCUGUCCCGCACACUGGGAAUCACCAACUUUGACCUGCUCGGAGAUUACGGUCGCUUCAAUUGGCUGGGGAACUUCUACAUAGUACUGCUCUACAACCUCUUGUUCGCCGGGCUCACGACGCUCUGCCUUGUCACCAAGUUCACGGCCGCCGUGCGCCAGGAGCUCUUCAAGGCACUGGGUCUGGACAGGCUGCCCAUCACGGCCUCAGACGGGUCGGGCCAGAGGCAUUCCACCAAUGGGCACAGCAAGCAACUGUGAACUCGGAACCGUGGUGAAUUCGGAACCACUCACAGAGCAGCUGCCCCCCCGGGCCGCCCCUAUUGUUACCUCGCCUGCCCUGUAGCGGAGCGCGAGAGGCGGUGCAGCGAGCAAAGUGCGCCGUCGCGCCGCAAGCACCCGGGAUGGGAGCGAUUUUGCCCGGCGGCACUUUUCUCCACAGACGGUUAAAAGAGCGUUGGUGACGCCGCCGCCGACUGCCUCGAUCUUCCCGAAGGUGAUGCCGCUCUGAAAACUCAGCAAGGUAACGUUCAGCAAGUGCCGUGGUUUUUAGCGGAGCGGCAGCUGCGGCAACUUCUGGGGCUGCGUCACGUGUGACACCACGUGCAUGUUGCAUGCGUGUCAUACGUGCGUGCUGCAUGCAUGUCAUGCGUGUGUGCUGCGUGCGUGUCACGUGUGCGUAUCAAGCGUACCUGUUACACGUGUGUGCGUGGCGUGCGUUGUGUCGCACGUUCUGGAGAGGGUCUUCAUCGUCUAUGUAGUUGCAGUUUUCAGACUUAAAAAAAAUCUUGACCCUUAACUUCAGAAAAGAAAUGUUUACACGUCUUUGCCUUUACGCUAGCGUGAGUCUCAGAAAUUAGUCUCGCUCAGAAAGACGAGCGUCCUUUUGUGUGAAAAAUUGUCGCCGUCCUUGGUGUGUUUUUUUUUUACGUUUCCUUUCAAGCGUUUGCACAAGAAAUGUGCACCCGUUAAACUGGAAUUGUAACGCGAUCAAACAAGUUGUUGACUUUUAUGAUCCGAGGAAUUCAGUUCGUGAAGCAACGGUGUGGACGGACGCGCACGCGCCUUUGCCCGGCGUGGAACAAACACAUUCCUGUUUCAUUGACUCUCUGUCAAGGAAUUUCAAAAUCUGGCAAAAAAAAUCCCUUGGUUGGCCUUUAGGAACCGCGAGCGCCACCCGGCUCACACGAGUCGUGGCCCAUGUACUCAUCUCUGUAAGCAGCCCUGAGCCAGUGCAAUAAAUACCACGUUCCCAUGGUGGGUAGGCUUGGGGUGUGAACGGUGGCCAGCCUUUCCACAGGAAAAAACAACCUCCCCCCCCAUUGUCCACCUCAAAGGGAUGACAAUCGGUGGACCACUCACCAGGAUUUUGACCUCAUGACCGGGCCCUGACCUUCACUUUGCGGGUGCAGAGGCCUGCCACUGCGCCGGCACGCUGGAUUUUCUUAACGCGGCGACGUCUCUACGUGAAUCCACCCACGCACUCAUUCAGUCAUGCAUUAAUUUAUUCGUUCGUAGUCUCGGCACAUGAGCGGAGUAAAGCGGUGUGUGCUCACAGCACCGGGCAGGCGCCGCGAUGCCGGUUGAGCGCACCUGAUGCCGGGCUUGCACUCCGGUUGGCUGUCCCUGCGUAUCGUAUACAGUAACCGCGUUUCCCGCAUACCGUAUACAGUACCCGCGUUUUCUGCGUGCCGUAUACAGUACCCGCGUUCCCAACGUUCCCACGUGCGCCAAAUUCAGCGCGUGCGCCGCAGCUUUUGCGGCCUUAUUCAUAUUGCUUUUUUUUCUGUGAAAUAUAUGAUAUAAAUAUAUGCAAAAAGCAAUAUUGAACAUUUAAAAGAAGAAGAACCACCACUGACACCAUCCCGGAUCGCAAGCCAAUUGAGGAAUGCACAAUUCAGCUCUCAACACCCGAUCACGGGCCGUGCCGUUUUACAAACAUUGGCGAUUUUUAUUCAACAGUUCCAACUCUCUCGCAAUUUUAUGCACGCCCCCAGCCCCCCUCCCUCCCCCAUAAAACGAAACCACACGACAUCCCGGACACGGUAUAUCCACCCACGUCAAUUGAAGGAUGCACCACUGUGAGCACAGGUUUCCCUCCUCGCUCUAUGCGGGUUCGGUUUGCAGCUCACCUAUUUCUACCCAAAAUUCGCUCUGCUAUGCGGUGUGAAUUCACUCUGCAUGCGGCAAUGCGGUUGCACCUGGAGCACCAUUUUGUGUGUGUGUGUGUACUGUACACGCUAAUCGACAGGCAGCUGUCCCCUCGUGCGGUUUUGCUUAGCGCUCCCUUAUUUGUUAAUGCAUCUACUACCGCCGCUACUGCAUAGAGUGAAGGAAACCGGCAGUUGGACACUGCGAUGGGCAUGCGGGGAGACCCCGAGGAAGCUUCCCCCCACACUGGCGAUUGUCGAGCCGGCAUUUGUGAGCGGUGUGCCUGCCGCGCAACACUGUGGUUUAGUUUGUCAGCGUUCGUGCGAACCGGCCAGUUGAAAUUGUUGUGUUUAAGUUCAGAAAUGCGUCUUGGCUGUAGCAGUCGGCGGCUCCCUGCUUGGUCCGCACCCCGCAGGUCCCCCCGUAAGCCACCCUCCCACCCCGCCCCUUUGCUCUCCCAUGCUGUCUGCUUCACUCGGCGCUUUCAAGAAGCGGUUCGUGCCGACGGAUGAUUCGCGAGCACGCAACGUGCCCCAUGCGGCAGCGGUGGUCCAUUUCGAAAAAUUAUUAAAAACGAACGAGAGAUUGCCCUUCGUAUUUGUUAAAUGAAGGGCUGUUUUAUUUAAUGUUUACCUAAACUGUGGAAUUUUAUUAUUGUAAAUCUUUGAAGCUCGGGAUUCCUCAAAUGCUCGCGAGGCUCCUUGGUGUGCCACCAGCAUCCUCCAUAGCCAGAGGUUGGUGGAGUAUUCGGUGGCUUCUGAAAAGUGUGCACGAUUUGUAGCGUGACCUCGUUUUAAAGUGCGAUGGGGAAGGAAACUCAGAAUGGGGGGCAUGACAGGGCCAGUAUUAAACAAACUUUGAACAAAUAUUCUCACUUGGCAGAGCGAGUGUGGAGGUGCUGGCCUCUACCGCGAGUGUCGCUUGCAGAAGGGAUGUCAGAGGUAGCUCCAUGAUAUCCACUUCUGUGGGCCGUUAUGCAACACGAAGGAUCACGCCGCUCCGUGAGUGAUCAAAAUAGAUUAUUCAUCUCAUGACGUGACGCCGAUAGCACAAGCAGGAUAAAAUUAGAGGAAAAUUACAAACCAAUAACAAGCUUCAAACCAUAAAAAAAUGUAUAUGGGUGGCAGGGUACCAUAGCACAAUAGUAACAUGAGUGCAUCACAGAAAGGGCCUAGGUUCAGUUCUCAACACGGGCACCUUUGUGCGUGGUGUUUGUAGGUUCUCUCCCCCUGUUCCGCUUGGCUCUCCUCCAGGUUCUCCGGUUUAUGCUGAAGAAUUAUUCGCAAAUUACUCGAGUGGGAUUGCACACACAACAGCAACAGCAUCGGCACCCCCCCCCCCCCGCCGCAGCGACAACUUGGUGGGACCCUCCUGACAAAGAGUCUUGAGACUCGGAAAGGCUUCCCUGGGUAAAUGAGCUUAAUAAACAUAAUAACAACAGGAAGAAGGUGGCUGUGCCUUUAGUAGGUGGUGGGGGGGGGGCUCAGCCCCCCCAUCCUUCAGGCCCUCCCACUGCUGGGGGUGAGCAGUGGUCCACUGGUGGUGGCAUCUUGGGCUUUAAGUGACAAUGAUGCUUGCCCUUUAAAACUGAAGCAUAUCAGUCAUGGAGGCUGCUUAACCAUACUUCGACAUGCUGACUACUGCUGUUGUUUGGGUACCUUGAUAUACAUCAAAUAAAUAUCUGAGACAAUAGAGAAAAACCACUCUGUGCAUCAGGUGACCAAAAUUAAUUUCUCACAGAACCGGGACUAAUUUGAUCGACCUGAUGGGGAUGAUUGACAAAGUUGAAAUCAACUCAAAAUCCGUUGAGGUUGUAAUUCAAAUAUUACCAGGUAAAGCCCACUGGGCUACAUAGCUGUUUAUCAGUAGCGACCUGGCCACAAUGAUAGCUCAACGAAGUGGCUUAUCACGUGGAAAUGUAUCGCACCCAAAUACUCUAAAUGUACGUCGAUUCUAACUGUGGACGGAAAAACUGGAGAACCCGAAUAAAAAUCCACGCUCCCGCGGGGAGAACAUGCAGGCGUGGUCAGGAUCUAACCCACGACCCCCUUCGUACCAGGUGAGGUAGUUAACAUCUCGCCACCGUGCGAGCCGCACAAGCUGAGCAUAAGCUAGGCAUUUUAACGUUACCCUGGUGUUGUAUUUCUAGUUGCUUUUUGUUGUUACGCGAUCUUUAUGUUCUGGUGUUCUGCCCCAUUGAUUUGCGCGUUGGGGUUCUAUCGACGGUACCGCCCGUCACCUCGAAGCGCCAGCUUUGUGGGUUUGUGCCUGGUCACAGCCGGGUAAUAACGCAGCCCCAAUCGGACCGGUUUGAGUGAAAACCUCGAAAGCAGAAGUGAGGGGGGAAGCCAUCGUUCACGUGACUUCAUUUCACAUGUGUUGGGGUCGCACCAGGCCUACCGGCUCCGCGGACGAUAUUUACCCGUCACUGCAAGCACCUUAGCGCCACCGAUCGAGUUCCAUUGGGGGAGUGUACAAUAUUUUCGCUCUAAUUCCGUGUAAGUGAGUCUCUCCCUGUGCCUCCUUCGUGCCUGCUGGUCAUUGGUUGAGAUGCAAUUGAUUCAGAGGAGUUUGUGUUGUGCCCCCGGGUAAACUUUAUAACCUGCAUUUAUCUAGAGUUUAAAGAUAGUAACCCAUGCUAGCUUCAUCUUGGUAGCCCUAAUCGGGUACUGGUGGGAAAUACUUUCGACGUGACAACACUGUGUUUACAAAUGUACGAUGCCGCUGUAACCGAUCCGUGUGUACGUGUGUGGUUGCCGCAAAAAGUUGUGUGAACAUUCUGUUUGAACCAGAGUAAGGAGAAGGUUCCCCGCCCCUGGUUUCCAAAAGCUGCCAUUCGCGAACAAGACCCGAGGAUGAGUUGCGCACCUGAUAAGGGUGUAAUGACUGCUGCGCCAGGCUUGCGGGCGGUAGCGUUUACAGCGUACAUCGGGGCGGAAUGGUGCGUUCAAGAGUUCUCUCCGCGGGGUUUCUCCGCGCGUUGUUCCGCAUGACGUCCGACGUUUCGUUCCUCGUGCUUGGCGACCAGAAGGCGCUGUGGAGUGCUACCGCGACAACCGCACUCGGUGUUUGGUUGCCGUCUGCCGAGGCGCGCGUCGUGACGUUUUCGAUGUUCGGAUAGCGGAGGCGGUGGAUGGCCUGACUUGUUCGUGAGUGUUGAGCGAGGGUCCACACCCGAGCGAUUCGGCUGUACACAACCAAAGUUGCAACUUGUUGCGAGCAGUUGCUUAACCGGUUGCGAGCAGUAAAGGCAGACUCCACUUUAGAGCAACGAUCUGCUCACGUGACAUUUGCGCACUACGAUGAGCCGUUUCUCCCGAAUGUUAAGUUGCACGGCGAUUUGGAAUCGAGAGCGAACUUGGUUGCACAACCCAUCGCCCCGGUGAGUGGAGCCAGCUUCAAGACCGUAUUUGCUCUGCCCGCUCUGUGUGUGCGCGUACACACGCACGCGCGAUGACGCGGAACCUCUGCUACCCCCCCUUCUGCCCCCUCUCCCGUCGCGGCGAAGGCCUUUAUUGUGUAAGCUCGAUCAGCAAUAACGCAUCGUCGACGCGGUCUCUUGCGUGUGGUGCAAAUGCCGCUCGUGGCUGCGCUUGUGUGGGCCGCGCCAGAAGCCUUCACGUUCCACUUUGGACACGGCCGUGGUGCGGUCCGGUGACAGCCCGUCGGCCGAAACACUGGUUCUUGACCUUCAUGUUUGUUUGUUAAGUGUGCUUGUUUAAUUUUUUCCUGCCCCCAAAAACCAAAAUGAAUAAAAAUUGGAAGAACUUUUAGUAAAUUCAACGGAACCCAUCAUUAACGUCAAUAAUAUUUACUUGUGUACCCAGCGAAGCUACGCCUAGUUGCCAAGAUUUAUUUUUCACGAAGGUCGUACCAAAUUGUUGGGAUGUGUGGCCAGCGCCAGUGACGUUGCAUGUAUUUUUAGCUAUGGGAGGAAACGUGCACGGAAGAAUCCCUUGCAGAACAGGGGAAGAUCACGCAAACCCCGCACACGACAGGCGGCGCAAGUCGCUGCCUCAUCGGUCGCGUGUGGCAAGAGUCGCCGGUAAAACCGGGAAGUGAACCCCUGCUAUGAAAGCUGGAAGCCGCCGAGUGCACUUUCCUGACUCACAGCUGGUUUCGGUGACCUAUAUCAUACUUGCGUAACAAAGUCCAAUAGAGUACCAGCCAGAAUCGAUCACCAGCGCUACUACGUCACUGGACAUUACACGGGAGUGCUCAGAGGGUUAGAUACUGCACGACCACACGAGAGCUGCCGUCACGUCCGCCAGCGCUCUCCAGGAGAGCUGGGACUAAGCUCGUCCAUUUGUCAAUCGGUGGUGGUGGUAGUGGUGACGUUCGCCGACCUGACCAGUUGAAGUGAGAGCACAAAUCGGUUCGUGACACCACUGCCGCGCUGCACAAGCACAAGAAACAAACCAACACCCCCCCCCCCCCCCCCAAAGAGGGACAAUUACGUAACGGGCGACGUUUUGGGCGAUGAGCCUUCCAUCGUAGCGUAGUAGAGACAUCGUGGCGGUGUUGGUGACGGCCGAACGUGUUGAGCUUUUGCAGGAGUGAAGGUAGAAUCGUCACCAACGAUCUCCGACAGGCACUCUGUCUGGGAUCACAAAUGGAUGCCGUCACCGCCGCACGACCCGGCGUGCCACCACAAGCCCACGCACCAUCCACACCGUCUCUCUCCGACCAUCUCACCUCGUUUAAUUUGGCUGUGAAAAUCACUGCAAGAAGUUGCCACCAGGAGUGGACCAGGGCACCGCGCGCGCAACCGGGGCAUUGGUGCCCUGUUCAGCCGUCAACACCCGGACCAUUUCUUCUGGGGCGGUUUAAGUUGGCGGUCCUUGAGACCAUUGGUAACCACCAGGGGUGACAGAUGCUAAUAACGAUUCUCUAGACGCAUUUUAGCUCCACACCGCAACUCUGCGCGAUAGCAAGGUCACUUUCGUAGCUCUCGGUGAGGAAAUUGUUGCUAAAAGAACGUACCGUGGUUUUCUUUUAUCGAAAGAAUAUCGGUUUGGGGAACACACCCAAUGAGACGUGAAAUGAGACCAGACUGUGGAAUAAAUAGGAACUGUGCCCUGUGCCUGGUGCACACUGCCCAUGUUGAAUAUUGCCCAUGGUAGACAUUGGUAGCGAUUGCCACCCCGGGUGGUGCCGACCAAUCCCCUCGACCAUUAUGAGGUGCAAAGUUGGCCCGACUCCAGAACCGGCAUCGAACGUUGGACAUCGAUUCCCAUUGGCCAAGCACCACCUUGCCUUGGUAACCGCGUGCUUGGCAGGGCUGUCGAACACGAUGGAUUGUUGUUGUUUGGUUGUUGUUGUUGGUUGUCCUUUCCCCAUGCGAAUUUAUCACAAACAAUUAAAAAUAACCGUGGAUUAUGAUUUUUGUUCAGGUGUGCUGUCCGUUUGCGAUCGUUUUCCGUGUUAACCCUUUGCGUUGCCGUUCCUGCCACGUGUUACUGUGAAAGCAUGGCUCUUAUUUUUGUAAACACUGUGACCUUGCUUUGUGUGCUCUUGUUGUCGUGUUAAUACUGUUGGUGCAUCUGUUGUUAUUACAGUUUUAUGAUUCAUUUUA
Petromyzon marinus (sea lamprey) is the source of this 9055-nucleotide messenger RNA. Its product is annotated as protein LMBR1L-like. Gene Ontology annotation, cellular component: plasma membrane. NCBI's taxonomy places the organism in Eukaryota, Metazoa, Chordata, Hyperoartia, Petromyzontiformes, Petromyzontidae. Gene Ontology annotation, molecular function: transmembrane signaling receptor activity. Gene Ontology annotation, biological process: signal transduction; receptor-mediated endocytosis. The record is from RefSeq and is a predicted model, not a curated record.